Paramecium pentaurelia is the source of this 136-nucleotide messenger RNA. The record is from the annotation of a GenBank genome assembly. NCBI's taxonomy places the organism in Eukaryota, Ciliophora, Oligohymenophorea, Peniculida, Parameciidae.
AUGUCCAAUGAGUACUAUUUUUCAUUGCUAAAAUAGCAAAUAAUAGUUUUAGAAACACAUUAUUAAAGAUGACAAUGAAGUUUACCAAAUUCUUGAUUACACUGAUAUGGUUGAAUUGCACUUAAAUAAAGUAUGA